UCCCGCCACAAGAUCACAUCUUCCUCCCUUUUUCUUCUGUUAGGGUUUGUAAAGCCCCUUUUCUUCUCCUACCAAACUAACCACACCAGCAAUUAACUCUUCCUCAGUCCUAUUGCAAGGCCAUCAUUUGCCUUUUUUUUUAAAUAAUACUUACUAUUGUUAAACUAAUUUGGGCUGCGGAUGGCCAACGGCGGCGAAGAUUUCUCUCAAUUUGAUAUAUCGAAAGAGGAAAUAGAGAAGCUCGUUGCGGAAGUGGUGCGCUAUGUCAUUUUCAAAACUCAUCAGAACUUGGGAUGUCCGAUUAAGAGAGAGGAGCUUGUUCACUUGGUUACAAAAAACUAUUCUCAGCGUAAUCUUCCUGCUUUUGUGAUUAAUGUGGCCAAAGAGAAGCUCUCAAGCGUUUUUGGCUAUGAAUUGAGAGAGCUUCAAAGGUCACGUCCUGCCUCGGCAAAUCUCGGCCGUUCUUCUCAAAACAGUGUUGCCGACCCUAAAUCGUAUAUUCUUGUAAGUCAGCUACCGCCAGAAGUGUACAAGAAAUAUGUUGAAGAUGUAAAUACAGCGCAUUUAACUGGUUUUACCUUUGUUAUAGUUAGUAUUGUCCAUCUAGCUGGCGGCAAAAUCCCAGAAGAAAAUCUUUGGCAUCAUUUAAAGCGCAUGGGAUUGUUCGAAAAUGAUGUAAACCAUCCGGUGUUUGGAAAUAUCAAGCAGGCAUUGGAGACACUGGUCCAGCAAAGAUAUUUGCAGAAGGACAAAGUGAAUGGCCCUGAAGGUAAUACCGUAUUUUAUGAGCUUGCUGAGAGAGCUCUAGAUGGACCUGUUAGAGAGAAAAUAAAAGAAUACAUAUCACAGGUAUGUUUUGAAAGUUCAAUGGUUGUUAAAUGAUAUUUGGUUUGAUUUCUGGAGAAGUUCAGAUUAAGACGUUCACUAUAAUUUUGCAGACUUGGGAUUUUGAAGUUUUUGGACUCUUGAGAAGGCUGGUAUAUAGUGUAUAGGAGUUCGUGGUUGAUAACCUUUCUAAGCCAAUGAGGGGAGGCGGCAGCUGAAUUACCUGUCCUAUUUCGAAGCUUGAAUAUAUGUAGAUUGCUGCAGUGGACUUUGUAUUUUAUUAAUUGUAUUUAGAUAGUUAAGAAAUGGAUGUUUUAAAGGACAACCUGAUAUUCUGUACUAAUGUGAUGCCUUGAAGGUGAAUAGAGUAGACCAGAUAAGCUAUUGUUCAAGAAAAAAUUAGGCUGACCAGACAUGGGAAAUUAUCAGAGAAAAACCAAACUUUUAUUUUUCCAA
Mangifera indica (mango) is the source of this 1281-nucleotide messenger RNA. Its product is annotated as melanoma-associated antigen 8-like. Gene Ontology annotation, cellular component: nucleus. Lineage: Eukaryota; Viridiplantae; Streptophyta; Magnoliopsida; Sapindales; Anacardiaceae. Bases 181 to 882 code for a protein of 233 amino acids. The transcript has 6 exons. The record is from RefSeq and is a predicted model, not a curated record.